Salvelinus namaycush (lake trout) is the source of this 5920-nucleotide messenger RNA. Its product is annotated as NACHT, LRR and PYD domains-containing protein 12-like. Bases 102 to 4100 code for a protein of 1332 amino acids. The record is from RefSeq and is a predicted model, not a curated record. Gene Ontology annotation, molecular function: protein binding. NCBI's taxonomy places the organism in Eukaryota, Metazoa, Chordata, Actinopteri, Salmoniformes, Salmonidae. The transcript is spliced from 18 exons.
AUUUUGAGAUGACAGACGUACAGAAUUCACCCUAAACUGGAGAGGGGAAAGAAGUAAAGUCAGCUGAUCUGGGACUCCCCUGAGGGAGCACGGUCUUUAAAAUGAGUCUCUCUGGGGGGAGAGAGGAGGUUGCUACUGCCUUUAAAAUGUCACCCUAUGUUAAGGAUGACAUAGACCACAAAGUUGAAAGCCCAAUCCAACAGGAGAGACCAGUCUCACCUGUACCCAGCUGUGUGUCCAUGAAGAGUGACCAGUCUAUGAUGGCUCCAAUCACAUUCGGAGAGAAAAAUUCUGCUUCUAAACAGAGCUCAAUCCAACAGGAGAGACCAGUCUCACCUGUACCCAGCUGUGUGUCCAUGAAGAGUGACCAGUCUAUGAUGGCUCCAAUCACAUUCGGGGAGAGAAAUUCUGCUACUAAACAAAGGAUCGAACAGGAGAGGCCAGUCUCACCUGUACCCAGUUGUGUGUCCAUGAAGAGUGUCCAGAUACAGUCAGUUUCAUUCAGAGAGGGAAUCUCUGCUACUAAACAGAGAAACAGUCUGGAGAGAUCACAGUCAGAGACCGAGACAGAGAGUCAGUUUACCCAGAGUCAUCAAACGGACCUGUCCUCCAUAUUCAGGUCGCUCGAAGACGAUAUCAUGACUUUUCUGAAGAGUCAGUUGAAGAGGUUUAAGAGGAUUCUGAGCUCAGAGUGCUUUGAGAGCCAGGGGGAGGACAAGGAAGUAGUGGAUAUUGAAAUUGCAAAGCAGGAGAGCAAUGCCAGGGAGGGAGCUCUGAAGAUCACACUGCAUAUGCUGAGGAACAUGAACCAAACAGAGCUCGCUGACAUACUGGAGAAAAAUGAGCUUGCUGUGAAGUGCCAACGUAAACUAAAAUCUAAUCUGAAGAAUAAGUUUCAGUGUGUGUUUGAGGGAAUAGCUAAACAAGGAAACCCAACACUUCUCAAUAAGAUCUACACUGAGCUCUACAUCACAAAAGGUGGAAGUGGAGAGGUCAAUAAUGAACAUGAAGUGAGACAGAUAGAGGCAGCAUUCAGGAGACCAGCAACACAAGAGAUCUCAAUCAAAUGCAAUGACAUCUUCAAAUCCUUACCUGGACAAGACCAACCUAUCAGAACAGUGCUGACAAAGGGAAUCGCUGGCAUUGGAAAAACAGUCUCUGUGCAGAAGUUCAUUAUGGACUGGGCUGAAGGAAAAGCAAAUCAGGAUGUCCAAUUCAUAUUUCCAUUUUCUUCUCGGGAGCUUUAUUUAAUGAAAUACAAGAAACACAGUUUGCUAGAACUUCUUCAUCACUUUUUUGUAGAAACCAAGGAAUCAGGAAUCUCAAACUAUGAAAGUUACAAAAUUCUGUUUGUCUUUGAUGGACUGGAUGAGUUCCAAAUUCCCCUGGACUUCCAGAACAAUGAAAGCUGGUGUGACAUCACAGAGUCAACCUCAGUGGAUGUGCUGCUAACAAACCUCAUCAAGGGGAAUCUGCUUCCCUCUGCUCUCCUCUGGAUAACCUCUCGACCUGCAGCAGCCAAUCAGAUCCCUCCUGAGUGUGUUGACCAGGUGACAGAGGUACGAGGGUUCAAUGACCCACAGAAGGAAGAGUUCUUCAGGAAAAGAAUCAGUGAUGAGAAUAUGGCCAGCAGAAUCAUUUCACACAUAAAAUCAUCAAGGAGCCUCUUCAUCAUGUGCCACAUACCAGUCUUCUGUUGGAUUUCUGGUACAGUUCUUGAGCACAUGUUGAAAAAAGGAAAGAGAGGAGAAAUGCCAAAGACUUUGACUGAGAUGUACACACACUUGCUGGUAGUCCUGAUGAAACAGAUGAUUGAGAAAUAUCAUAGGAACGAUGAGACACAUCCACACUGGAAUGAAGAGAGCAUUCUGUCACUGGGAAAGCUGGCAUUUCAACAGCUGGAAAAAGGAAAUAUGAUUUUCUAUGAGGAACACCUGCGAGAGUGUGGCGUCGACGUCAGCGAGGAGUCUGUGUACUCUGGAGUGUGCACACAGAUCUUUAAAGAAGAGAGUGGGCUGUACCAGCAGAAGGUGUACUGCUUUGUGCAUCUGAGCAUUCAGGAGUUUCUGGCUGCUGUAUACGUGUUUCUCACAUUCAACAACAGUGGUGUGAAUCUAAUGGUUCAACCUGAAUCAACCUCUGAAGUACUUACGCCAUUCAAAAACAAUCCUACAUUUUGCCUCAAUGUAAGCGCAGUGGAGAUGGCCUUACAGAGUGAGAAUGGACACCUGGACCUGUUCCUCCGUUUUCUUCUCGGCCUCACACUGGAGUCCAAUCAUACUCUCCUACGAGGCCUACUGACACAGACGAAAAUCAGCUCACAAACCAAUGCUGAAACAGUCAAGUACAUCAAGUGGAAGAUUAAGGAGAAUCUCUCUCCAGGAAGGUGCAUCAAUCUGUUCCACUGUCUGAAUGAACUCAAUGACCAUUCUCUAGUGGAGGAGAUCCAAAGCUACCUGAGCUCAGGCAGUGUCUCCAGAGAAGAACUGUCUCCUGAACAGUGGUCCGCUCUGGUCUUUGUGUUGCUUACAUCAGAAGAGGAGCUGGAUGUGUUUGACUUGAGAAAAUACUCCAGGUCAGAUGAAGGUCUUUUGAGGCUGUUGCCAGUGGUCAAAGCCUCCAGAACAGCUCAGUUGGAAAGUUGUGACCUCACAGAGAAAUGCUGUAAAGCUUUGGCAUCCGCUUUAAACUCCUCACACCUGAGAGAGCUGGAUCUGAGCUACAAUCCUCUAAAAGACUCAGGAGUAAAGCUGCUCUCUGAUGGACUAGGGAGUCCACACUGUAAACUGGAGAAACUGAGGCUGUCAGACUGUCAAGUCAGAAAGGAAGGCUGUGCUUCUCUGGUCUCUGCUCUGAUGUUAAAGCCCUCACAUCUGAGAGAGCUGGACCUGAGUAACAACCCCCUAGAAGACUCAGGAGUUAAGCUGCUCUCUGAUGCACUGGGGAGUCCACACUGUAAACUGGAGACACUUAGGCUGUCAGGCUGUGAAGUCAGAGAGGAAGGCUGUGCUGCUCUGGCCUCUGCUCUGAGGUUAAACCCGUCACACCUGAGAGAGCUGGACCUGCAUGGCAAUGACCUAGAAGACUCAGGAGUGAAGCUGCUCUCUGAUGGAUUGGGGAGUUCACACUGUAAACUGGAGACACUGAGGCUGUCAGGCUGUAAAGUCAGAGAGAAAGGCUGUGCUGCUCUGGCCUCUGCUCUGAUGUUAAACCCCUCAGCCCUGAGAGAGCUGGAGCUGAACUUCAAUCACCUAGAAGACUCAGGAGUGAAGCUGCUCUCUGAUGCACUGGGGAGUCCACACUGUAAACUGGAGACACUGAGGCUGUCAUGCUGUGGAGUCCGAAGGGAAGGCUGUGCUUCUCUGGCCUCUGCUCUGAUGUUAAACCACUCACACCUGAGAGAGCUGGAUCUGAGCCACAAUGACAUAGAAGACUCAGGACUGAAGCUGCUCUCUGAUGGACUGGGGAGUCCACACUGUAAACUGGAGACACUGAGGCUGUCACACUGUAAGGUCAGAGAGGAAGGCUGUUCUUCUCUGGUCUCUGCUCUGAUGUUACACCCCUCACAUCUGAGACAGCUGGACCUGAGUGGCAAUCACCUACAAGGCUCAGGAGUGAAGCUGCUCUCUGAUGCACUGGGGAGUCCACACUGUAAACUGCAGACACUGAGGCUGCGAUGGUGUGGAGUCAGAGAUGAAGGCUGUGCUUCUCUGGCCUCAGCUCUGAUGUUAACCCCCUCAGCCCUGAGAGAGCUGGACCUGAGUGUCAAUGACCUAGAAGACUCAGGACUGAAGCUGCUCUCUGAUGGACUGGGGAGUCCACACUGUAAACUGGAGACACUGAGGCUUUCAUCAUGUAAAAUCGGAGAUAAAGGCUGUGCUUCUCUGGCCUCUGCUCUAAUCUUAAACCCCUCACACCUGAGAGAGCUGGACCUGAGUCGGAAUGACCUGCAUUAUUCAGCAGUGAAGCUGCUCUCUGAUCAACUGGCCAAUCCUCUCUGGAGACUGGAGAAACUGAACUUUUUCAGCCAUACAUUUACGGUGUCUGGUGAUGAGAAUAAAGACUACGUACACAACAUGACACAACAAAAAUGCAUGUGAGCUCAGGGACUGCCCCCAGGUGCUAUGUAGAGAGGGUCUGACUGGGCAAUGUUACUGGGAGACCGAGUGGAGUGGAAAAGCUUAUAUAGGAGUGGCAUAUAGAGGAAUAAACAAACAUGGAGAGGCUAAUUCUUGUGUAAUGGGAUUCAAUGACAAGUCAUGGAGUCUGGAGUGCUCCAAUGACAAUUACACUGCCUGGCACAACAAUAAGAGCGCUAUCGUACCUGUCUGCUCCUCCCGCUCCAACAGAGUAAGAGUGUAUCUGGACUGUCUGCAUGGCCAUCUAUCCUUCUACAGCAUCUCCUCUGGCAGUCUGACCCAAUGGCACACAUUUAACACCACAUUCACUGAGCCUCUCUACCCAGGGUUUGGGGUUUGGGAUUAUUGCACCUCUGUAUCUUUAUGCAAGGUUAAACGUUGAAACGAAAUACUGGUGAUGUCACCUCAUUGUCCCUGUAACAGCUAGCCUCCUACUGUCCUGGAGGAAAACCUUGAGGCUUCAAAUAAAUCACUCUCCUAUGAAGACAACUGUGUGACAUGAUUGGAUGUUUUAAACUAUGAUGAUGACUUCCACCACCGCUUGUGGGUCCGCUGAUGGCUGUAUAAUCCGAUAUGGGAUGCGCGCUGUCUGCCACAGACAGAGCACACAAAAUCCUGUCCUGUUGAGGCCUGGCGCAGCCAUGGUCAUGUUUCGUCUUUGUUGUUUCGUCAGGUGACAUUCAGUCCUUUUCAACUCAGCCAACUGCACUCCUUGGUCGCAGAGCCCGUGCCAGGCGGAACGGUCCACAGCAAGUCUCAAGGGAGGCAGGGUUUAUCCCACACUGCCUUAUGUGGGAUCUUCAAGUGGUUCUUUACACACCUUUUCUGUCCACCUGCCUAGCGACGGCCCAGUUGUAGCUGUCCGUACAAGAUAUUUUGCAGCAGGCGGUCCUCUGGCAUCGAUCCGGAUGGCAAGGCCGAGCCAUCUGAGUUUGUGGUGAAUGAUGGUUGUCUCAAUGCUCCUGCAGUUGGAUCUCUUCAGGAUCUUUGAGUGUGGUACACGGUUCUGCCAGGUCACUUUGAAAAUGCGUUGGAGGCCUUGAAAGGACUCCAGUUGUUUUAAGUGGCAGCUGUAGACUGUCCAUGUUUCACAUCCAUAGAGGAGUGUGGAUUAUAGACUAAGACUUCACUUUGGUGUACAGGUGCAGGUUUCUGUUGUUGAAAACUCUUCCUUAGCCAUCCAAAGGAGGAUGAGGCCUGUUAGAAACGGUUCUUGGAUAUUCUGGUCGAUGUUGCAGUCUUCCAAGAGAAUGCUUCCAAGGUAUUUGAAGGUGCAAUGGCCAGUGAGGAGCCUGCAAUGGAGAAAGCGGGUGAUUCAGGUGUAGGAUCAGAUGACUACUGACAUAGGAUCUCUGUUUUUGGGAUGUUAACAGACAGGCCUUCAUUCUGCUGUAUGUUUUCACAGCUGCUGUGAGGGUGGCUUGUACUGUGGAGCUAGCUUCUGGGUGUGUGCCACAAGACACACACAAUGAACACUGUGACAUUGAUACACUCUAGUCAUGUACAUGAUUAUGUAAAUAUUGAUGGAAUAUUCCUAAACUGGUUCACAAACAUUGUAAACUAGACUUAAUUAAUCAAGAGUGAAUCAUCACACACUGAUUGCAAAAAAUAUAUUAAUUUGAAAAUCAGAAAUAGUAUAUAUAUUUUUUUUUUUUACAUCUGUUUAUGGUUCUAUCCAAAUUGCCUCUUUAAAUACAUUAACGUUUUUCUAUGUGUUCAGUUUUAAUUUGUGCCUUAACCUUUAUUGUGUUUUGCAUAAAAGUGGAAUAAAAACUGUUAUC